AUGGCGCAGUUCUCUAUCAACUGCAUGGGAGAAAAGCUUGGUUCACUCCUGCUCGACAUGCACACAAAGCUGGCUCUCAAUGUUACUAGAGCACAUGACAGCAUCCGUGUGUGCAAGGACGAGAAGGAGGACUCAUCGCAGAAUACUGGGCACUUUGUGGUGGAUUCUGACCCUAUUGAUGGGCACGGUACAGGGAGCAAUAUACUACCCACAUCCCAAAGCACAGCUAUAAAAGAGGUUGGGGAUACCUUGGGAACAGGCGAAGAGAUAAGCCCUGUGAAGGAGGAGGAAGAAAAUGGAAGUUAUUGCAUGGUGCAGGCAACUGUGUCAACUUCCCAAGACUCAGCAGCUCUUGACUGCCAGCUCAGCCUUGCCUCAGCCUGUGGGCAGCUACCAGAUUUCCUCAGUGAUGUGAGCUCUGUGCCUCCACCUCCCGUGGCUGAGUUUGCUCAGGAACACACAGAUGAGUCAGGGUCACGUGAACAAUAUGAUAGUUAUUACUCUGAUGGGAUUGAAAAGGAGGCAAAGAAGAAAAAAAAUUCCGGCAAAAGUGGAUUGUGUCCUGAGAAGACAUCAAGUGUCAUCCCUGGAGACCUCUGCAAGCUAGCACAGUUGCAGCAUGUGUGUGGCCUGGCUGCUUGUAGAUCAUCCAAGUGUGCUUCAGCCACCGCUGCAGCUCAGCAGUCCUACAAGGUAUCUUCAGUGCUGGAAGCUGGAAAUAGCUGUGAUGGGGCCAAGGAGAAAAAAGAGUUACUUGAGAACCCAGAAAUUCCACCCCCUGUCAGGAAGAAGUCACGAACCUUCUAUAGUGCAGAGCAGCUAGAAGAGUUGGAGAAGAUGUUCCAGGAAGACCACUACCCUGACAAUGAGAAGAGGAGGGAGAUUGCAGCUGUUGUUGGUGUAACGCCACAGCGUAUCAUGGUCUGGUUUCAGAAUCGCAGGGCAAAGUGGCGAAAAACAGAGAAGUUGAGUAUGAAAGGGAAUAAAAAAUACUCAGCAUCAGCAGCUCUGUCAGUCCCCUCGGGGUCAGACAGUUAUGGGGCACCUCUUCUGCCCAUGCCUCCACUGCCUGACAUUGCUCAUGACCAGUCUGCCAUGUUGAGCAUAGACACUACAGCUGGGAACUAUUCCAGCCUGCUCAGUGGACACACUGCACCGCUUGCCUCCUCCUCAGUCUCUUCAGUGACAGGAAUGGUGUCACGUUGUGAAGCAGUUCAGACAAAGCCACUAUCUCAAGGCAACUUUGGUUCCAGCAGAAUGGAGUGCUUCCCUAGGCUUCCUAGCCCUCCACCCAUCCGCAGGGCCAGCCUCCCUCUCAGUCUGUCCUUCAACCCCCACAAUCAUAUUGUUCCCUUGAUGCUGGACACUCCUAACAGUGAAUGCAGCUUGUCUGGUCAGGAAAAUGGCUCCAUGGAGACCUUCACUUACAGCGUCCAGAAUCAAGGUGCAAAUUCCCCAGCUUCCUGCAAUUACCCUGAACAGCUGGAGUCGGCAGCCAGCCUAGAGACCCCGUACUGCCAGUACAGCAGCCAGGGUGGAACCUACCAGCUGCCCCAAUAUCCUCAGCAGCACCAGCUCUCCCAGUUCCACCAUCUGCCAGUUCACCUGCCCAGCAGUGUGCUCUCCAGCCUCACACCUACAACAUCCGCUGAGUCCAAUACACCUUUUCUUGCCUUAGCUGGCAACAGUGGAGUUGUAACCUAUGGGGCAGCAGAGGCCAUGCAAGGCUAUGUACAGAACCACAUGGGAGGACAGAUCUUAUUAGAGCAGCCAAGUGGAAGCUCAGUGCCCAACGGAACAACAGUAGGAUCCAUGCCACAUACUGGAAAACCAAAGGGAGUGGCAACACCAGACCAGAGUUCAUAUCAGAACUGCCAGACGGAGCUGGAGUUGACAUCACUUGCUGAAAGAGAAGUAGAGAGCAGCAGCAGCAAGAAAGGAGAGAGCGUUGCUGAUAUUAAAGAAGAAACUAAUGACUGA
This is a messenger RNA of Struthio camelus australis, 1980 nucleotides long. The record is from RefSeq and is a predicted model, not a curated record. Lineage: Eukaryota; Metazoa; Chordata; Aves; Struthioniformes; Struthionidae.